AUGAAGUUUGCUGUCUUUUUCAUCAUUUUCUCAAUUUUAUUUUGUCUUUUUGCAAUUGCUGAGCCACAAAGAACGGCUAGAACAACUAAGAUUCAAAGAUUGACUGUUAAGCCGAAGGAAAAAGUAACCAAUAAUCGACUUGCUGGAAUUGUUUGCUACUACGUUAAGAAUGGAAAAUGGCCAUCAUAUCCACAAAAUUGGAGAAGAUACGUUGCAAACUACGCAAGGAGAAUUUUCGCUCUGUCAGAUCAAAAAAUAAGAAAGUUUUGUCGACAAGUUUUUCAAGCAGCUUAUUUUAAUUGGGAUAUUGCAAUUCAACCACCACGUAAUGUUCCGCAGCGCAGACGAACAAGAACAACAUUAAGGAAUAGACCAACUAUUCGAAAAAGACCUCCAUAUCAAACAAGAACAGCAUCUCCAGCCUUUACAACUUCUUUCUUCACGGUUCCUUUUGAAUUCACAACAUCUACUCCAACUUUUCUGUCUCCGACUUUACCAUUUCGCGACUUUAUUUCGACAUUGUCUACUCCAAUACCAACUACUUCUUCGACACAAUCAACAUCUACUUUCACAGUUCCAACGACUUCAAAUGUUUCAACGCCAUCAACAACUACUCGUGCCAUAAUUGGUUUUCCAGCUUUUGGACUACCUACUUCUACAGUUUCGUCUACAACCUCAACACAAUCUACAUCACAAAGCAUUCCAAUAGCUCGAAUCAUCCCUACAAUUGCAUCUACUAGCACCCUAUCAUCAACUUUAGGAACCACGUCAACGACUAAGCUAUCUACCACGACAACUGUCGCUCCAGCGGCUUCAGCAUCAGGUUCAGCCUCAUACUCAGGAUCUUACUCUGGAUCCUACUCAGGCUCAUAUUCAGGUUCUUAUUCUGGAAGUUAUUCAGGCUCAGCAGCAGGGCUGACAGGAGGUGGACUCCAAUCAAAGUUAUUACAAUUUCCUAAUGACAGUGGAAUGAGAAGCUUUAGAAAGGCGAAGAAUGGGGAUAUAAUCGUUAAAUGGGUGCCAGGUCGCAUUAAAUUAAGACAAAUUGAUUUUUAA
This is a messenger RNA of Chironomus riparius, 1056 nucleotides long. Lineage: Eukaryota; Metazoa; Arthropoda; Insecta; Diptera; Chironomidae. The record is from the annotation of a GenBank genome assembly.